Messenger RNA from Drosophila novamexicana, 684 nucleotides. RefSeq lists its product as uncharacterized. The record is from RefSeq and is a predicted model, not a curated record. The coding region runs from base 95 to 649 and encodes 184 amino acids. The transcript has 4 exons. Lineage: Eukaryota; Metazoa; Arthropoda; Insecta; Diptera; Drosophilidae.
UAGUCGUUUUGGAGUUUUAACUGUUGUCUAACGUUCCGUGUUCGUCGCCUAAGUCUUUCGUUCUAUAUCUCCGUGUUGGAUUAAGCUGAGAAUCAUGAAAUACGCUGUCAUCGCCCUCGCUCUCGCCCUUUUCGCCGUAGCUCACGCAGCUUCCGAAGCUGGUCAGUUUGUACCCAGGGCGUUCUUCACCCUGGACUCUGAGGGCCAUCAGUCGAGUGUGCAUCCAGUUAAUGCUCACCUGCUGAAGCGUCUGCGUCGUCAGGUGUUCAGCUCUUCGUCUUCAUCGUCAUCAUCCUCGUCUUCAUCGGGCAAUGGCCACGUUAUAACUACAUCGAACCAGCAGGUGGUAAAUCCUGAUGGCUCCAGUUUCAGCGGAGGAAGCAUUCAACACAUUGCACAACCUGCAUUCGAAAUUGGACAACGCUUCGGCGAGGAUUCGUCGUCGAGCUAUGCCAAGCCUGCAGCCAGCAGCUUUGGAGCACAGACUGCGGGAACCCAGAGCUACGGCACGCCUCAAGGAGUUGUCAUUAGCUACACCGGCUCCACGGAUGCAGCUGGCAACCAGAAAUACCACGAAACUCAUGGCACCAUCGGCAACGACGGCCAAUGGAAAUAUAACCAGACGAGCAUCGUCUACCCCCGUAAUUAAGAGCCCCAGUUCCCAGCCCACCUAUGCUUAGAAUU